Miscanthus lutarioriparius is the source of this 642-nucleotide messenger RNA. NCBI's taxonomy places the organism in Eukaryota, Viridiplantae, Streptophyta, Magnoliopsida, Poales, Poaceae. The record is from the annotation of a GenBank genome assembly.
AUGGCGAUCACGAGCUCCGCCUGCGUGGCCGCGGUAGCGCUCGCAUCCGUCCCCUUCGCCGCCUCAACCUCCGCCUCUCCCCGCGUCGCGGCCAGCGGCCACCGCGGUCCAGGGCGCUUCAGGACCGCCACCGUCAGAUGUUCCAGCGCGUCGCCGAACGUGUCCCAGGGCGCCCCGGCGCCGGCGCCGCCCAAGCCGCAAAUCGAGCUCGAGUUCGUCGGGCCGAAGCCGGGUGCCGACGGCUCCUUCCCGGUGGACCGGUCGGAGGCGGCCAGCGGCGAGAAGCUCCUCCGUGACAUCAUGAACGAGAACAAGAUCGAGCUCUACGCCGCAUACGGUAAGGUGAUGAACUGCGGUGGCGGCGGAAGCUGCGGCACUUGCAUCGUCGAGAUAAUUGAUGGAAAGGAGCUCCUGAACGAAAGGACGAACACUGAGAAUCGGUACCUGAAGAAGAAACCAGACUCAUGGAGGCUAGCUUGUCAGACUAUUGUAGGCAACAAAGAGAACUCCGGCAAGGCAUGUUUCAUAUUAUUCCCACAUUCUGCAAUUAACACUUCACUUCUGAACGUGUCUGCUCUUUUAAAAAGAAGCUCUGAAUGUUUUGUAGAUACUGACCCCCUGGUUUCCAAUUACACAACCUAA